Messenger RNA from Brassica rapa (field mustard), 1281 nucleotides. RefSeq names its product phosphoinositide phospholipase C 8. Gene Ontology annotation, molecular function: phosphatidylinositol-4,5-bisphosphate phospholipase C activity. Gene Ontology annotation, biological process: phosphatidylinositol-mediated signaling; release of sequestered calcium ion into cytosol. Gene Ontology annotation, cellular component: plasma membrane. Lineage: Eukaryota; Viridiplantae; Streptophyta; Magnoliopsida; Brassicales; Brassicaceae. The record is from RefSeq and is a predicted model, not a curated record.
UAUCCAAAUGAAUAAUUCCAAAAAUCAGUGACACGAAGGGAAUCUUUAACUUUAGUCCAACGGACGGAAUGAAAAGUGGAGAUUGCUUCCGAUCCUCGACAAGAAAAUUCUCCUUUUAUAUAUGUGGGAAGGAAUGAUCUCAUCUUCUUCCCAAUAAAAAGUGGGAGAAAUGAAGUUACAUAUAACACACGAAGAUAAUCCCCGGAAUUCUUAUGAAACCGUGUUGGAGGUUGUUGAAAGGAACAAAUUGGAACCGAAGCAUGGAGAGGCGGAACUAUUGUCCGAGUUCAUUAAAUUGUUGGGCAAGGAGAAGGAAGAAUGGGGUGGAGUGAAAGCAAUGACAGUGUGUGUGGAAGAGUAUCGACUUCAAGAGCCAAAUGUAAAGGACGCCACCUGUAACGACUUCGAAAGAUUUUUGUUUUCCCCCAGUCGUAAAGUGAUCGUUAUCAAAGGGGACGAAGGUUCAAUGACUAGCAAGGCGGUUAUUGAAGCAAAUCGAGAAACACGGAAGGUCCGUUUUAAGGAGCCAGACCAUCCAAGUUCUAGCAAAGCUGUUAAACAAGAUCUGCCAAAGGCUUCAGGUUCUUUAAAGGAGCCAGACCAUCCAAGUUCUAGCAAAGCUGUUAAACAAGAUCUGCCAAAGGCUUCAGGUUCUUUAAAGGGGACAGAUGAUCCAAGCACUAAUAUAGCGAUUAUUCAAGCUACAAAUAAAAAAAUACUAAAGGUAAAAAUCUAUAUGGGAACUGGGUGGGACACAGACUUUCCAAAGCUUCAUAGAGGUUCCUCUCCGGAUCUCUUUGUGAAUCUCAUGAUACAUGGUGGCAAGAUCCGGAAGACUGUCCACAAACGCAGUUGGACACCCAGUUGGGGAAAGGAAUUUGAGUUUCCGCUAUCUAGUUUGGAAAAUGAUGAGCUUGUUGUUGAAGUAUAUGACCAUACCCUAAUAUUUAAGGACAAACUUGCUGGUACUUUUCGUCACCGGGUGUCUAAGCUGCAACCAGGUAUACAAGCAAUUCCUCUAUCAGAUGAAGUGGGGAAACAGGCACGGCUGCUCAUGCGUUUUAUGUUUGUUUGAAAUGGAUCAGGCCUAUAUGUUACUUUUACUUUAUUGUUGUGUUUUUGGUGUGUGUGGUAUAGUACUUGUGAGUUGUUCCAUUUGUAACAAUCAAUACAUGGUAAGUAUUCUUGUCGUCAAAAGAAUGGUGAAUGUAUAGUAUUGUUACGUACUGGUGGGUUGUUCCAUUUGUAACCAUCACUACAUGGUAAGUAUUCUUGUUAACA